Messenger RNA from Penicillium malachiteum, 522 nucleotides. Its product is annotated as histone H3 family protein. Gene Ontology annotation, cellular component: nucleosome. The record is from RefSeq and is a predicted model, not a curated record. The coding region runs from base 1 to 522 and encodes 173 amino acids. The transcript has 2 exons. Lineage: Eukaryota; Fungi; Ascomycota; Eurotiomycetes; Eurotiales; Aspergillaceae. Gene Ontology annotation, molecular function: protein heterodimerization activity; DNA binding; structural constituent of chromatin.
AUGCCACCAACAAAAGUUCGCAAAACAGUCGCACCUACGAGCCCCGCUCAAUCCCGGAAACAAGUAGCAGCACCCGUGGCCUCAUCAAGCACAGCGCGCAAGCCCACAAAAGCCACAAAACCACCGAAGAAGUCUCCCAAGAAGCCCGCAGGCAAGCGUCUAUCAAAUGUACAACCCGGUGAUCCAACACCCCAAGGUCGGCGUCGUCGCUACAAGCCCGGCACUGUCGCAUUAAAAGAAAUCCGACGCUACCAACGCUCCUAUGACCUUCUUAUCGCGAAGCUUCCAUUCGCACGACUAGUUCGCGAAGUCGCAUUAGAUCUACUCCCCGCGGAACGAGGCGCCGAGCUUCGAUGGCAAUCACAGGCUAUCCAAGCGUUACAAGAAGCGGCGGAGGCAUUCAUGGUGCAUUUAUUCGAGGAUACGAAUCUUUGCGCGCUGCAUGCGAAGCGAGUUACUAUUAUGCAAAAGGAUAUUCAACUUGCGCGUCGGAUUCGGGGUGCUUGGGCUGGAUUGGGCUAA